Molecule: messenger RNA, 1261 nt
Organism: Nematostella vectensis (starlet sea anemone)
Lineage: Eukaryota; Metazoa; Cnidaria; Anthozoa; Actiniaria; Edwardsiidae
Exons: 3
Coding region: 41-763 (240 amino acids)
Cellular component (GO): mitochondrial small ribosomal subunit
Source: RefSeq, a predicted model, not a curated record
UCUUAUCGCCGCUGACUUGUCUUGCCGGCGCAGAUUCAAGAUGGCCGCCACGAUGAUGAACAGAGUUCGACCAUCAAUGCUCAACUUGCCUUUUCGUUAUGGCGUUUGUCUCUCGCACAGGGCGUUUAGCGCUGCUGCGGAAACGAGUGCCCCAGAUCGCAAGACUAUCAGAGAGGCGAAGAAAAUGAAUAGGGAGAAAGGCAUGGAGAUUCAGUCAGCUUACAAAUCGAGAGUGAACGAUGUGGUCAGUACGUUUCGCGAAGAAAGGAUCGAGCAAAUGAGACUUCGCCAGGCAGCUGAAGGUGAGCAGCAAAAGCUACUGGAGCGAGAAAAGAUCGCGGAAAAGAGGAUUAUUGAGGGAGUAGAGGCCGAAAAUGCGAUGUUGGCUGAUUUAAGACAAGAAAGAAUUGAAUUAGAAGAAUGGAAAAAAACAUAUCACCAAAUGAAGAAGAAAGCUAAGGCAGCUAAAAGAGAAGAAGAAUUGAAGGAGAUGAGAAUAGAAAUGGUCAAUAAAGCUAUUGAGGAAAGUAAAGAGUUUAUUACUCCAGACAAUCUUGAUGAAAAGAUUGCAUAUGCUUUGGAGAAUGAGACGAAUUAUAACUUUGCACUGACUCCAGAGGGGAAAAAGCUUCAUUCAACCCGACCACCUGGUAAUGCUAACAUGGACAUGCCAGGACCAGCAGCUUUCGUGCUCUCUCCAAACCGCAAAGACUUGACAGCUGCUGCUGAGAAUCUUCUCCAGGAAAAUGAUAGUGAAACAUAACCUGAUUUAAAGUGAGGUUGAAAUAUUGAUUACCAUAAAUGAUUUAAUAAACACCCCCUAUCUAAAGAACGCCUCCUAUCUAAUGAACGCCUCCCCCCAUAAGCUUUCAAGUUUGUAUUGAACGCCCCUCUCUAAUAAACGCUCCCCUCUAUUUAAUAACCCCCGCCCCCCCUCCCAGUGUAAAUAUAAAUGAAAUUAAAUUGGAUUCUUGCUAUAUCUGAGCUUGGCAUAUACAGGGUGAUACAUGCUCAAUGUCAAGAAAGGCUUGCCACACUUGCUUUAAUUUACUUUAUCCUGACUAAGAUAAGAACCCCACUGCACUUUGGUUUGUUAUAGUUUGCAAAGAACGCCCCUCUCUAAUAAACGCUUCAGUUGAAAUUUAUUAAACACCCCGGGCGUUUAUUAGAUCAUUUACGGGAAUUACUGUUACUUUAAAAUGAAAUAAAGUUAUGUGUUUCUUGUUUGAUUUCUAUUAUAGUACAUUUCUAAUUUGAAAAA